Cuscuta campestris is the source of this 2836-nucleotide messenger RNA. NCBI's taxonomy places the organism in Eukaryota, Viridiplantae, Streptophyta, Magnoliopsida, Solanales, Convolvulaceae. The record is from the annotation of a GenBank genome assembly.
GAAAUCAUCAUCAAGUACAAUCAUUAGGAUCAUGUAUGACAUCAAUCACGUAUCAUAAUCAUCAUCUUGAAUAUAUAUGCUAUAUUAUGUUAUAUCAUGAAUAAUUGUAUGUCUACUUGCUAUUCAAUUUGGAAUUGUUGUACUAGCGUAUUCCUCAGCUGACGUUGAGCGUGUAGUUUUGUUUUACUUGCUACACGCAGGUAACGACACUGGUCAUGGAGCCCAUCCCGGAGGUCAAUGAGAGUGAAGAGAUGUACGGACUAGUGGACCACUUUUGUGAUGCUUUAAUUAAAUAAAUACCUUUUCGGGCGAGUACCCAGAAAAUAAUGAGUCAGGACUCGACUCACGGUCAGGCAAACCCUCACGCGGAGCCUGAGCACGUUAGUGUGCAUACGGUGCACAUUGAAGCAUCCAGUUACGUGCCCCAGCAGCCGCAGCCUCAGCCGGAACCUCAGCCAGUUCCGGAGCAGUUCGCGGGUCAGAACCCGAAUUUAGCCAUUCCAAUGUUCCAACCGCAAAUGGUUGCGAACAUGUUCCAGUUCUUCCAGCAGAUGGCGGGAGCGCACGUACCAGCACCACCUCCUCCUGCACCCAUUGUCUCGAUUGAAAAACUCAAGAGGAAUGGGGCGCAGGAAUUCUGUGGCGACCAGAUAGCGGACCCUCAAAUAGCCAAGCGUUGGCAAGAGCGCACGGUGAGGGUACUAGAGAAUUUGAAGGUACCUGUCGAGGAUUGGGGACAGCACGCCAUAUCCCUAUUGCAAGAUGCCGCCUAUGAUUGGUGGAAAAGAGUGGGCGCCAACAUUCCCGUGCCAGUACCAUGGACUACCUUCGAGCCACUCUUCAGAGCCGAGUAUGUGCCCGAUCACUACGUCGAGGCCAAAUAUGAGGAAUUCUCCAAUUUCACUCAGGGGAAGCUGACUCUCCCCGAGUACCGUCAGCAAUUUGACGGAUUGGCCGAGUUUGGUAAAGACUUGGUCAACACCAUGGAGAAGCGCUGCAAAAAGUUCAUCAAGGGUAUGAGACCAGACCUGUCGUCAACACUCAUAAUUGCUCCCCGAGCCGACAUCAACGAUGUCUAUAAGAAAGCUCUUGAGCUGAACGAGGAGCUCAUCAGGAAAGCUGCGUAUGAACAGGCACUUUUGGAAGAAAGUCGGACCGUCCAAUCAGGCCCGAAAAUGGGACAUGGUAGCAAGAGGACCUUCUCCGCGCCGAGCAACUCUCGCCAUGAUAAGCGAGCGAAAUCUACUCCCUCUACAUCUGUGGCCGUCACUAGUAAGAGCGGGAAGGAGAAGAUGACAUACCGUAAUCCAGUAUGUUCACACUGUAACCGCAGACAUGCUGGUGAGUGUUGGUUCAUACAGGGUCUUUGCCUCGGGUGUGGUCAGGCAGGUCACUUUCGGAACGAAUGCCCGGUGAAUCCAGGCAAGGCUAUCUCCACUGGACCAGGCACACCGACUGCUCCUACUGUCCGAAGGGCCGAGCCUACCCAGAGUCAUCGUUCCACAGCCGCGUCCAACCAACCAAAGAGGCCCGCAACUAGUCAGCAGCAGGGACGAGCACCAGCUCGUACGUAUGCCAUGCAAGGGCGUACAGAUCCACAGACCAAUGAUGUCAUCAUAGGUAUGUUCACUUUAUUUGAUAUCACUGUAUUUGCUUUGAUUGACCCUGGAUCUACCUUAUCAUAUAUAUGUGUACCUAUGCCUGUUACAUCUGACGUCACUAAGGAAACUCUUGAGUAUCCGGUAGUUGUGUCGAACCCACUGGGACACAGUCUGCGUCUCCAACAUGUCUAUAAUCAAUGUCCGUUGAUGGCUCAAGGAAGAAUAUUCUUGGUCGAUCUCAUUGAACUCCCUGACAAGGAGUUUGACGUUAUACUUGGCAUGGACUGGUUGGCAAAACACCAGGCUAUUGUCGAGUGCAAGGAACGAGUGGUGAAACUUCGUACAGACGACGACAACGAGGUGAUCAUUCGGGGAGAACUUCUACCAAAAGCUCCCGAAUUCAUCUCUUAUAUGCAAGCAAAACGGCUCAUUCGCAGGAAAUGCGAAGCAUUCUUGUGCACUGUUAAGGAUAUACGGAAGGAAACACCUAAUCAUAAGGAUAUAUCUGUGGUUUGUGACUUUCCUGAUGUAUUUCCUGAGGAACUUCCAGGUCUACCUCCUCCGAGAGGAGUAGAAUUCUCUAUUGAUCUUGUACCUGAGACAGUCACUCUUGAUGAGAAUCUUUCCUAUGAAGAGGAACCUGUAGAGAUUCUGGCACGAGAAGUUCGAGUAUUGAGGAACAAGACUGUACCCUUAGUUAAGAAACUCAGGAGGAAGAAUACCCAAAAAUACUCCAUUGUUGAGCCAAGGAAGAAGAAGGAGAAACAAGAAGAGGUGUCAAGGUUCCCAAAUCUUAAGCUCAAAAACGCAGCAUCAACUUCUUCGUAAAUUCUGAACUUCCGGAGAUUAAUUCCAAGAAGAUUGAACGUCGGAAGCUCGAAGUUGAUAAGGGCGACCAGAUCAGGCGGAAGUGCGUCUCUUGUAGUGUGAUGUGCGGGACUUAUUAGUCCGACAUCACCCGUUCCGGGCUUAGUGUACGUACAUGGUAUUCAAGUUUCGAGUACCACCCCUACUUUCUAGUCUCCCUCGAGAGACUAAGGCCGCGUGAGUUCGUCGUACCAAAUGGGCGAAUCUCAUAGCGCAAGGGUGUCCUUGCUCGUUAGAAUCAUAUAGCAUGAAAUCAUCAUCAAGUACAAUCAUUAGGAUCAUGUAUGACAUCAAUCACGUAUCAUAAUCAUCAUCUUGAAUAUAUAUGCUAUAUUAUGUUAUAUCAUGAAUAAUUGUAUGUCUACUUG